This is a messenger RNA of Babesia bigemina, 2997 nucleotides long. RefSeq names its product coatamer beta subunit, putative. Gene Ontology annotation, cellular component: COPI vesicle coat; cytoplasm. Gene Ontology annotation, biological process: intracellular protein transport; intra-Golgi vesicle-mediated transport; endoplasmic reticulum to Golgi vesicle-mediated transport. The transcript has 4 exons. Gene Ontology annotation, molecular function: structural molecule activity. The record is from RefSeq and is a predicted model, not a curated record. NCBI's taxonomy places the organism in Eukaryota, Apicomplexa, Aconoidasida, Piroplasmida, Babesiidae. The coding region runs from base 1 to 2997 and encodes 998 amino acids.
AUGGCUCUCGGGAAGGUAUGUUCGGACUCAGACGCGCCCUGUCCGAUCUUCUUGGACCUGGACGGCGUGUCGGACCGGACGCUGGCGUCGAUACGGACGAAGCUGGAGGACUCGAACAGCGCUAAGAAAAUCGCGGCGCUCGAGCAAACCAUUUUGCAUAUGCUCAAAGGCGAGGAUGUGUCGUCGCUGCUGAUGAGCAUCAUCCGGUUCGUGCUCCCGAGCAACGACCACCGCCUGAAGAAGCUGGUGCACCUGUUCUUCCAGAUCUUCGACUUCUGCACGGCCGACGGCACCGUGCGCGAGGAGAGCAUUCUUGUCUGCAACGCGCUGCGCAACGACCUGUGCUCCCCCAACGAAUACGUGCGCGGUUCUGCGAUGCGCCUGGUCUCGAAGCUGCGCCACUGGAACAUUGUCGGCCCGAUGCUGCCGGCCAUCGUGGACAACCUGAAGCACCCGGAUCCGUACGUCCAUCGCAAUGCGUUGUUGUGUUUGUCGAAAAUCGCGGAGCGCUUCGGCACUGAGUGCGUGCUCUCCUCCACCGAGGACACUGAGCGCCUGCUGCUCGGCAACAGCGGAGCGUCCGUGAAGGCGCAGGCGUUCAACCUGCUGCGUCUCUGCGACCCCUCGCUGGCCGUGCAGUACCUGCUCGGGGUGGAGGGCACCAUGCUCUCCUUCCCCGCUCGCUUCCACCUGGAGGUGCUCUCGUCCUUCUUCUGGCUGUAUUCGUUAGACAGCCGCGUCCAUUCCUUGAUGAUGCGCGUGACGCUGAUGUUGAUGGAGAACAGCCCUGACAACGACGUCCGCAUGGAGGGCGCCCACAUCAUCUGCCGGAUGAAGUCGACGCCCGUGGAGGCCCGCCGCGCCGCGGCGAGCGCUUUGAUCAAGGUGUUGCUGGACGAGUCCGACCUUAAUGUGAAGAUGCUGGUCAUUGAGAAGCUGAACACGCUGCACGCCCGUUCGUCGUCUCUGGGUGACGUGCCUAACGUGCUUGAGGAGCACGUGAUGGACCUUGUGCGUGCUCUGAGCGGUUCCAGCCGUCACAUCACCAUGGGCCUACUAUCUCUGGCGCUGCGUUCGGUCACCCGCCAGAACGCGGACGCGCUUUUGCAGAGCUUCAAGAAGGCGUUCACCACCGCGGAGGACAUCGCGACUUACAGCCAGCGUCAGAUUGCCCAAUACCGCAUCACGCUGAUCAAGGCCAUUCACUACACAUGCGGUCUCUACCCGGAGCGUAGCGGGAUCGUGUAUGACAUGUUGCUGGGCUAUCUCAGCCAUCGCCAUGCGGAGACCGCCGAGGAUUGCGCCAUGUUCUUCAAGCAGCUGACGGAGCUGCUUCCCCAGCUGCGUGAGGAGACCAUCGUGAAGCUGCUCACUUUCAUAGACCUGAUUCCCCACUCCAGCGUCCUGUCGGUUUGCUUCUGGGUCAUCGGGGAGUACGCCGGCUCGGAGCAGCUUGCCUCGCACUGCUGCAACAAGAUCUACGAGCUGCUGUCGCCGUAUCCGUUUGUGGUAGCUACUGGCUCCGACUCCGCCGCGGGGUCGCUUGAUCGCGCGGGCACCAGCGGCAGCAUUGGGCUAGGCGACGGCCAGGACGACAGUGGUGUGGCGACGCACACCGUGGUUCUGCAGGACGGAACUUACGGCGCACAACUGUCCGACAAGAAGGCCAGCACCCCCACUGCCACCACGUUGCGAGACAUGCUUGUGGAUACCUGCGACCCCCUGCUGUACUGCUCGGUGGCGCAGUGCUUGCUGAAGCUCUCUUUCGCCUGCAACGAUACGGACUGCAUCGCGAAGGCAACCCUCGUGGUCGCCAACCUCGUGCGGCUGGUCGGCCGGCCUCAAUACGCGUCGGUCUACUCCCAGCGCCGUCUGCGCACCAUCCUGAAGCUCUGCCUCGGCCUUCUGAAGGAGCGCGAUAAAUAUCGCCCCCUCGUCCAGGAGUACAUAUCGGCUUCGUGCAGGAAGUGGUCGCCGGCUCAGUCGAGCAUGCCCCUGGAGCCGAAGAGCGACGUUGAUGAGCGCAUCAGUUACAGCGUUCUGUUCGGCGAGGUGGGCGAGGACGAAUGGUCCAUCGAGGACGAGUCGGAGGUGGGCGGCGCCAAUCCCGGUGACAACUACGAGAUUGACAAGCUGCUCAGCACCGGCAAUUCCAUCUACAAGGUGCGAACUAAAGACGCCGACAAGCGUAACCUCGGCGCCGUCCACCAGUUCACCUCGUUGAUGGACGCGCUGUACAUCGAGACCACCUUGAACGUGAUCACCACUAGGCUCUACCUCACCCUGUACCUGCGCAACACCACUGAGGUGAUUCUGCAGAACAUCCGCGUGGAGCUGUGCGCGAACGACCGCCUGGAGAUGUCGUCCAGCAUCCCCAUCAUCACCUUGGGCCCCGGCGAGAGCAGGGUUCUCCAGGUCAACUUCAAGCUGAAGCGCAGCCUGAACGACGUGAUCUACGGCCACGUGUACUUCGACAAAGAGAAGUCCGGUAUCCAGGAGUGCCUGCCGUUCAACCCCAUGAGCGUUUGCAUGUACGACUACGUGCAGCCCAGCUUCAUCUCCCCCUCGCUGUUCCGCACCUACUGGACUGAAUUCGAGUGGGAGCACAAGAUCCAGAUCCACCCCUCGAAGGCCGACCCUCUGGACCUGCUGCGCGGUCUGCUGCAGGUGACGCACAUGACCGUGGUGUGUCCGGCGGCCCCGCCGACCCUCAAGAGCGCGCCCGGCCCCGCCGGCCAGGCCGAGUUCCUGUCGAAGUACAUGGAGUACCUCAAGGUGCAGCCGGAACUUGCGGCGCUGCUGGGUGACACGAGCUUCUUCGCGCUGAACUUGUUCUGCAGCACACCCCACGGAGAGGAGGCUCUGGCCAAUUUGAGCGUUGUCAAGCAGAAGCAAGGGCUCUACUCGGGCUGCUUCAAGAUCCGCUCGAGGACCGAGUCUGUGGCGCUCAGUCUGGGCGACCGCGUGUCGAGUCUGCAGCGCACAUUUGUAAUUUAG